AUGGCAAGAAGAAUUGUGUCUUCUCUAGUCUUCAACUUCAUCUUCCUUAAUCUUUUCAGUUGUCUGCUGGUUUCUAGCUCUCAUUCAGACAGUGAUGGUCGGAAGACUUAUAUUGUGUACAUGGGGAGCAAACCAGAAGAUACCAGUUCUACUCCUUUGCAUCACAGGUCAAUGUUGGAACAAGUUGUUGGUAGCUCUUUCUCCCCGAAACAUUUGCUUUAUAGCUACAAGAGAAGCUUCAAUGGAUUUGCAGUGAGACUCACUAAAGAAGAAGCUCAAAAGAUUGCUCUGAAGGAGGGUGUGGUUUCGGUGUUUCCAAAUGAAAAGAAACAUGUUCAUACAACAAGAUCAUGGGAUUUCAUGGGUUUUACACAUAAUGUUCCUCGUGUAAACCAAGUUGAAAGCAAUAUAGUUGUCGGAGUACUAGACACCGGAAUUUGGCCGGAGUCCCCCAGUUUCAACGACGAAGCUUUUACCAUGAAUUCCAAACUCAAUAAACAAGCAGAGUUUGCAUAUGGUGCAGGCCAUGUCAACCCACUCAAGGCAAUAAAUCCAGGGUUGGUUUACAACGCAAGUGCAAGCGACUACAUUGAUAUGUUGUGUGGCCAAGGUUACACCACUGCCAUGGUUCGACUUAUUACCCACGACAGCAGUGCUUGUACUUCCACCAACACUGGAAGAGUUUGGGAUCUAAACUAUCCUUCUUUUGCACUUUCCACAACUCCUUCAGAAUCCACCAAUCAAUUCUUUACUAGAACUCUCACAAACGUUGAACUAAGAGCAUCCAUAUAUACUGCUACGGUUUUUGCCCCACCAGGCUUGAGGAUCACAGUGGAUCCUUCCGUUCUUUCAUUCAAUGGAAUUGGAGAGACCAAAUCUUUCAGGUUAACCGUUCAAGGAACGGUGAGCCAAGCCAUAGUGUCGGCUUCUCUGGUUUGGAGUGAUGGUAUACAUGAUGUAAGAAGUCCUAUUAUAGUCUAUGUUCUCAACAAACCUUAG
Messenger RNA from Cucurbita moschata (crookneck pumpkin), 999 nucleotides. Its product is annotated as cucumisin-like. Gene Ontology annotation, biological process: proteolysis. The record is from RefSeq and is a predicted model, not a curated record. Gene Ontology annotation, molecular function: serine-type endopeptidase activity. The transcript is spliced from 5 exons. Lineage: Eukaryota; Viridiplantae; Streptophyta; Magnoliopsida; Cucurbitales; Cucurbitaceae. Bases 1 to 999 code for a protein of 332 amino acids.